This is a messenger RNA of Acaulospora morrowiae, 126 nucleotides long. NCBI's taxonomy places the organism in Eukaryota, Fungi, Glomeromycota, Glomeromycetes, Diversisporales, Acaulosporaceae. The record is from the annotation of a GenBank genome assembly.
CUAGGGGGAUUGGGUCUUCUUGUGCAAAGAUUAUAUGGUGGCGAUGUUGUUGUUAUUAUUAUUGCUGAUGAAGAUGAUGGUGUUGUUGUUGUUGUUAUUUUUGCUGGUGAAGAAGAUGAUGAUAUC